AUGUAUUCAGUGUCGUCGUCCGUUGCAUUCACCACAUACUCCAUUGUAGCAUUCUUCAAAACAUUACUGCGAAUGUUGUUGGAACGAGGCAGUAAGCCCGAAUGCACAUCGUUUCUUCCAGCUACUGCGUUCAGCACCCUCGGUGUAGAUUACCUCGACAGGCACUGUGUGAUCUCAUGGAGAGAUGAUCUCAUAAUUUGGCCGCCUCUACGAAAGUCACCCGGUUCCGUCUCUUCGAUGUUGGCUGGUCCUGGAGACGGAGCUACAUGCGAUUCUCUAUCGAUACUUCCCGCAGCCGAUGUGAUUCAUCGGUCAUUGUCACCCAAACGUACAGCACUCACUCUUCUUGCGAAGGCGACAUUGUAG
This is a messenger RNA of Angiostrongylus costaricensis, 366 nucleotides long. Lineage: Eukaryota; Metazoa; Nematoda; Chromadorea; Rhabditida; Metastrongylidae. The record is from the annotation of a GenBank genome assembly.